This is a messenger RNA of Daldinia vernicosa, 1656 nucleotides long. RefSeq names its product putative MFS transporter. Gene Ontology annotation, biological process: transmembrane transport. Bases 1 to 1656 code for a protein of 551 amino acids. The transcript is spliced from 7 exons. Gene Ontology annotation, molecular function: transmembrane transporter activity. The record is from RefSeq and is a predicted model, not a curated record. Lineage: Eukaryota; Fungi; Ascomycota; Sordariomycetes; Xylariales; Hypoxylaceae.
AUGGAAACCGUACUCCAGAGCGAGAAACCGGAUAUUAUCCCCGGCACCGACGUCGUCUUUACGGGCCAGGAUGCCGGUGAAGCAAGUGCCAGCGAGGUCGUGCUUAUUCCUCAGCCGACGCCGAGCUCAGAUGAUCCCCUCAACUGGAGCCCAACGUGGAAGUCCAUCAUCAUCUUCAACCAGUUCGUCUUCGUUUUCGUGAGCAUCAUGACGCCGAUGGCUAUCGCGCCUAUGACGCUCAUCUUCGAGGCCGAGUUCGAUAAGACUCUUCCCCAAGUCAACAUGUUGUUCGGCGCGGCCGCCAUCACGCUUGGAUAUGCUAACUUUCUUAUUGUGCCCGCCGCUAAUGUUUUUGGGCGACGUCCGGUCGUUUUGGUUUGCGGCAUUAUCUGCAUUCUUGCCAACGUCUGGCAAGGGCUCGUUACCAGCUACUCUAGUUUCCUGGGCGCACGUGUGAUUUCGGGAUUGGGUGCUGCGGCGAAUGAGAGUAUUAUGCCGAUGGUUGUGGCGGAUAUGCUGUUUCAGCAUCAGAGGGGCAGUAGUAUGGCGCUGUACUUUUGGGCAUAUUUCCUAGGCCUUUUCAUCGGGCCUAUUAUUUCAGGGGCAAUCGCUUCGCAGAUCUCAUGGAGGUGGUUUUUCUGGGUCUGUACCAUCUUACAAGGUGCAAGUCUCAUCUUCCUCCUGCUCGCCCACCCGGAAACCAAGUACGACCGCCCUAUACCCCGUGCGCCGAUUACUGCCGCGGAGGUUGGGAUCUCCAAUGCUGCUGCAGGCAAGCCCAACGACGGUAUAGUCUCCAGUUCCAGCUCCGAAGCGCAGGUGCAGCCCUUCGCCCUCACAGCCGCCGACCACAGCGCCACCGGCCGCCCGUCACGCGCGCAGUUCUCCCUCCUACCUCUCCGGAGGCGCCUCCGCUACGGCCACGGGUACAAAGAGCACGGGCAGAGCCUCGGCGCCGUUCUAGCACGGGACGUCAUCUCGCCUAUCAAGAUUCUCUUCUGCUACCCGAUCGUGCUCUGGGCGUCGUUGUCUAUGAGCUUCGCGGCAAACUCGCUAUUGGCGCUAAACCUGACGCAGACGCAGGUGUUCGGCGCACCCCCGUAUUUCUUCACGCCCGAUCAGAUCGGCUAUGUUAACUUUGCGUUUGUGGUGGGUGCUGUUAUUGCCUUGGUCACGGCGGGUCCGUUGUCUGAUUGGAUUGCGCUGAGGCGCGCAAGGGCCAACGGGGGUGUGUUGGAGGCGGAGAUGAGGCUGCCGGCACUGGUGCCGUAUAUCUGCGCCAAUCUCGUCGGCAUGGUGGUUACGGCUGUGGGGUACCAGCGAUCUUGGGCGUGGGAGGUUAUCGUUAUGGUUGGGUACUCGCUUGUUGGGCUGCAGGUCGUGGGGAUCCCGGCCAUUUCGAUCGCAUAUGCGGUCGAUUCGUACAAAGCACUUCCCGGUGAGAUUAUGAUCGCUGCCACCAUCGUGAAGAAUACCUUCGGGUUCGGUAUGAUUUUCUAUUUCAAUGAUUGGGCAACACGGUCCGGGUUCAUUCCUCCUGUACUGCUACUAAUGGCCCUUACAUGCGGCUUCUCGAUCCUUGGCUUGGUUGUCUUCAUCCCCUGGGGGAAGCAAUUUCGCCGCUGGACUAAGGACUCCAAGUUACAUUCCCUAUAG